This is a messenger RNA of Balearica regulorum gibbericeps (East African grey crowned-crane), 1741 nucleotides long. The record is from RefSeq and is a predicted model, not a curated record. Lineage: Eukaryota; Metazoa; Chordata; Aves; Gruiformes; Gruidae.
CUUCUCUAAGAUGAGUGGCGAGGCUCCCCUGGGCCUGGAGGGCAGGGUCCGGAAAACACUGCGAAGGGUCUUUGGGUUUGAGUCCUUCAAGACUUCCCUGCAGGAAAGCGCGACCAUGACUGUGGCAAGAGGCGAGAAGGAUGUCUUUGUAUGCAUGCCCACAGGGGCAGGGAAAUCCUUGUGCUACCAGCUUCCUGCAGUUCUGGCAGUGGGCAUCACCAUUGUCAUUUCACCUCUGAUUGCACUGAUUCAGGAUCAAGUGGAUCACUUGCUGGCUCUGAAGAUCAAAGCCUGCUCUCUGAACUCCAAGCUGUCUGCCCAGGAAAAGAAGACCAUCCUGGCUGACUUAGCAAGUGAGAAGCCCCAAGUAAAGCUCUUGUACAUCACCCCAGAGAUGGCAGCCGCCUCUUCCUUCCAACCUACGCUGAACUCUCUGGUGUCCCGAAACCUCUUGUCCUACCUGAUAAUCGAUGAAGCGCACUGUGUUUCCCAGUGGGGACAUGAUUUCCGACCUGACUACCUACGGCUGGGCACCUUGCGCACUCGCAUACCCAAUACGCCGUGUGUUGCCUUGACGGCCACUGCCACCAAGCAGGUCCAGGAGGAUAUCGUGGCAGCGCUUAAGCUAAAGCAGCCACUUUCCACAUUUAAGACUCCUUGCUUCAGAUCUAACUUGUUCUAUGACGUGCAGUUCAAAGACCUCUUGACUGAUCCAUACACCAAUUUGAAGGAUUUCUGUCUGAAGGCACUUGAAGUGAAGAACACCACUGGGGUGUACUCCGGUUGUGGCAUUGUGUACUGCAGGAUGAGGGACGUGUGUGACCAGCUGGCUAUUGAAUUGAGCUACCGAGGAGUGAAAGCCAAGGCCUAUCACGCAGGACUCAAGGCAGCUGAAAGGACUUCAGUCCAGAAUGAAUGGAUGGAGGAGAAGAUCCCUGUUAUUGUUGCAACCAUCAGUUUUGGAAUGGGAGUAGACAAAGCAAAUGUCAGAUUUGUUGCCCAUUGGAAUAUUGCUAAGUCAAUGGCUGGAUAUUACCAAGAAUCUGGCAGAGCUGGGAGAGAUGGGAAGCCAUCCUGCUGCCGCCUUUAUUACUCGAGGAAUGACCGGGAUCAAGUCAGCUUCCUGAUUAAGAAGGAGCUCUCUAACAUCCAAGAAAAAAAAGGCACCUUAAAAGAAUCUGACAAAGCUGUGAUGACAGCUUUUGAUGCCAUUGUGAACUUCUGCGAGGAGCUGGGAUGUCGCCAUGCUGCAAUAGCGAAGUACUUUGGCGAUGUCACCCCACCUUGUAACAAGUGCUGCGAUUACUGCAAGAACCCAGGGGCAGUGAAAAGACAACUGGAGUCACUGGAGCGCUGCACCAACAGCUGGAGCAAAACCUGCAUUGGGCCCACAGGUUCCUCCUGGGAUAGCUAUGACCCAGAGCUGUAUGAAGGCGGGAGAAGAGGUUGCAGAGGUUUUAGCAGGUAUGAUGAAGAAAGCAGUGGGAAUGGGGAUGAAGCCAAUGAAGAGAGUCGGAAACGGGAGUGGAACAACUUCUACAAAAAGCAGAUGAGUCUGCGCAAAGGCAAAGAACCAGAAAAGGAAGAUUUUGUUCCUCCAAGUGCAGACUGCCCCUUGAAGGAUGCCUCCAGCAGGAGAAUCUCUAAGCUCACAGUGAAGGGACGGGAACACUGCUUGAAGAUGCUGGAAGAAGCUUUGAGCAUCAAUCAAAAUGUUCCAGCAGCAGGAGGCAAAGGGUAG